Messenger RNA from Prunus armeniaca (apricot), 696 nucleotides. NCBI's taxonomy places the organism in Eukaryota, Viridiplantae, Streptophyta, Magnoliopsida, Rosales, Rosaceae. The record is from the annotation of a GenBank genome assembly.
AUGUUUUCAUCUUGCAGUAGCAAUAUUAAUAGUACUUCUGUAAGUCCUUUUCAACCUUACUUUCCCUUGUCUUCUUCAAAUUACCACCCUCCUCCUCCUCCUCCUCCUCCUCCUUUUCCUUGUGUGAACCAAGAGGCUUGUAGUGGAGACAUUUUCCUUCACCACAAUAUUCAAGGGUACCCCAUCUCUGGUCAAUUUCCACUUCAUAACAAUGCCUUAAUGGCACCUCCUCUUCCUCAAAGCUUGACCCAUUUGGGAGUUUCAUCAAACACUGUACCUCCUAGCAUAAACGCUGAUGAUCAUCAUCCCUACCAUAAUUACUAUGGUGCCAUUAACAAUGAUAAUAUUUUUCCUCAUUUCCUUCAUUCUUCUAGAGAAGAUAUAGUAGCGCCGCCGAUGAAGAAAGAUCGGCACAGCAAGAUCUUCACUGCUCAGGGCUUGAGGGACCGGAGGGUUAGACUGUCCAUCAAUGUUGCCCGUCAAUUCUUUGACCUCCAAGACCUGUUAGGGUUUGACAAGGCAAGUAAAACCCUAGAAUGGCUUCUCACCAAGUCAAGAAGGGCCAUCAAACAGCUUGGGACUCGGAACAAACACUUGACCUGCAGUACUAGUACUGGGCGUUCCAAGAGUUUGACUUCGAGUUCAGAGUGUGAUGACGAUGACGUCGAUUCAGACACAAACGAGGUGGAAACGUAG